Chaetomium strumarium is the source of this 569-nucleotide messenger RNA. RefSeq lists its product as uncharacterized. NCBI's taxonomy places the organism in Eukaryota, Fungi, Ascomycota, Sordariomycetes, Sordariales, Chaetomiaceae. The record is from RefSeq and is a predicted model, not a curated record. The coding region runs from base 69 to 476 and encodes 135 amino acids. The transcript is spliced from 2 exons.
CCGCUCAUUCAAAUCGGCCAUCAUCUAGACCACCAUCCACGAUCGAUCAUCAUCCGGAAUUUACCACUAUGCAAAAUCAGCCAUCAUCUAAAAUCGAUCUUGAAACCAUUGUAAAGGAUAGGCGACAUCAUCCGGAACCGAGUUGUCGUUACUUAGCUACCCAUCGGAACAGCUAUUUAGACAUUCCAUUUGGUGAACUGAUCACUCUGCCAUUUUACACGACGGUGAUCGACUUGCAACGCUUAACUCCUAGGGAGGUCAAGUGUCUCGCCAAAAUAACUUCUGAGGGGCACAAAGGAGACUUUGUCACGACGCUCGCCAAAUACUGCAAGGGUCUUGACACAACCCAACGUGCUGCGGCUCUAUUCGAAGGCUCGAUACAUCUUGUGGAAUCAACCUCAGUUCCUCCGCAAACGACCGCUGAGGAAAGGGAAGAAUGGGUCUCGGUUUCCUACGCGCAGCUACAUUGGUUGUAACAUUACGUUUUUAUUUAAUUCGACUUGAUGGGGGGUGAGCUCUAUUAGGUUAGGGGAAUGGGGGCCGCUGCGAACUUGCGACGGGAUAUAAGG